This is a messenger RNA of Callorhinus ursinus (northern fur seal), 1040 nucleotides long. It is a transcript of the gene PGBDF, whose product is annotated as chromosome unknown C17orf50 homolog. The record is from RefSeq and is a predicted model, not a curated record. NCBI's taxonomy places the organism in Eukaryota, Metazoa, Chordata, Mammalia, Carnivora, Otariidae.
GGAACUCUGUCUCAUCCCAGUCCCUGAUCAGGGGAAGAGGGCAGCACAGCCUUGGGAAGAAUGGAUAAGCACGGAGUGAAGACCCCCUUGUGGAAGAAGGAGCCAGCGGAGCCGCCGGCCAGCGAGGCGGAGGCGGCCGCAGAGGAGGGGUCGGAGGAAGAGGAGGACGAGGAGGACGAGGAGGUGGCGGCGGCGGCGAGGCCGCGGGAGCAGAGCGGGGCGGAGGGCGAGGCGCCCAGCCGGGAGGCGGAGCGCGGCGAGGGCCGCGAGCGGGGCUCCGUGUCCUACUGCCCGCUGCGCCAGGAGUCCAGCACCCAGCAGGUGGCGCUGCUGCGGCGCGCGGACAGCGGCUUCUGGGGCUGGCUCGGCCCGUUCGCGCUGCUCGGCGGCCUGGCGGCCCCUGCGGACAGGAAGCGGAGCCUCCCGGAGCCGCCGUGCGUGCUGGAGACGCGGCGCCGGCCGCCGCGCGCUGGGGGCUGCGCGCGCUGCGAGAUCCUUUACUGCAAGAAGUGCAGGAACCUGCACAGCCACCCGGCCUACGUGGCGCACUGCCUUCUGGAGCACUCAGAUCUGCGGAAGGCGCGGGCUUCGGGGGGCGCGGGGGCCCCCGGGUGCCCCUGAGCGCCCCCGCCGCCAGCCUUUGUGCCCUCCGUCCUCGCCUGACCCCAGCCUCCCCGCCACCACCUCCUCCAGAAGUGCCCCUUCCCAGAGCGCCUCCUCCAAGCCCGCAAGCCGGCCCACGGUCGCCGUGGGCCUUCCCACCCGUCACCCAGCGCCCACGCAAGGCUGAGCCCAACAUCACCUGGUGCUCCAUGCCUCCAUGAGCGCCUCCCGAGGGCUACCGUCCCGGCGGCACCCAAGUGCCUCCCGCCCACCGGACUCGCGCCCCCGGCACAGCCUCACAUUCGUCUCCGGGGUAGCUCAGGUCCUCUGGCCCUGUGCGCGGAGGCAUCGCCUAGACAAACUCACCCCUGGGCUCCCUCGCGGCUGAGAAACCUGCCCCUGCUCCUCCAAUCACUCAAUAAAGCCUCUAAUCAAAA